Messenger RNA from Plasmodium yoelii, 942 nucleotides. Its product is annotated as PIR protein. NCBI's taxonomy places the organism in Eukaryota, Apicomplexa, Aconoidasida, Haemosporida, Plasmodiidae. The coding region runs from base 1 to 942 and encodes 313 amino acids. The transcript has 3 exons. The record is from RefSeq and is a predicted model, not a curated record.
AUGGAUAAAACCCUGUGUGAACAGUUUGAUACAUUGAGAAAAUAUUUACCCGAUGACUCAAGCAAUUCUACAACUAGUGAUAUUAAUAAAUUAGGGAAUGCUAAGAAUUAUUGUUCUAAUGAAGAAUCAGGGGAUACAGAAUGUAAGACUGAUCUUGAUAAUAUAAAUGCUGGUUGUUUAUGGUUGCUUGAGCAAUUGUUUGUGAAAAAUAGCAAAAAUAUCAGUACAGUUGAAUACAUUAUCAUAUGGUUAAGUUAUAAACUAAAUCAAAAGAAAUAUGACGGAAUCAACAAUUUAAAUGAUUUUUACAAAAAAUAUAUAGAAAAUAAUAGGCAUUAUACGAAUUGUAAACAAGGUGGUCAAGAUUGUAGUGGUUCAUUAAGUAGUAAUACAGGAUAUAACAAUUAUAAGGAAAUCAUAAAUAAAAGAAAGAGUUUGUUGAAUAUUAAUAUUAAAAAUAUGUCUAAAAUAUAUGAUGCAUUUAAACUAUUAUGUAACAUGUACACUGAACUUAAUGCAAACAGUACAAUAUCUGAGGAAUCUUUAGGAAAUGCUAAAAAUUUUGUUAAAAAAUAUAAAGAACUUAAUGACGAUUCUACAAUUAAUGGAGACGGGUCAUAUAAACAAGUAUUGUCUACAUUAUCAAUUGAUUAUAUUAAUUUUAAAAGUUCUUGUGCUGAUAGCGAUGAUUGUAACAAAAUUCCAUCCCUUACAUCGUCGGAAACAGAAGAAAAUGGUAUGCAAAGUUCUAAAAAUAUUUGUGAUGAUACACCAAGCUUAUCGAUAGCAAAAAAAUUAAUUCUAGCUUUAUUAAUAUUCAGUACAAUAUCAAUAUUUUUGGGAAUUUUUUUUAAGUGUUCGUUAUUUGUAUUACGGAAAAGAGCUCAAAAAGAAUAUUUAAGAGAAAAACUAAAAAAUAUAAAGAAGAGAAUGAAUCAUUAA